AUGUGCCACCACAUCAAGCCCGAUUCGGUCGAUUCUUAUCUUUCCGGUAUUUGCAACCAACUCGAGCAUCUUUUCCCCAACAUCCGUGCGGUUCGCCACGGCCAUCUUGUCGCACGCACUCUCGCAGGUUGUAAAAGGAUGUUUAAUUCCCCACCUAACCGAAAACGCCCUCUCGAGAUCGAGGACUUGCAGUUGCUCCUACAGGUCUUCCUGCCCAAUUCCCAUGAUAAUCUCCUUUUCAGGGCAAUUCUUCUCUGCGGCUUCUUCGCCCUUCACCGUCUGGGCGAACUUACAUAUCCUAACAACCCUCGCCUUCACAGCAGCCGCAAACUCAUUCGACGCUCAUCCGUCCUGCUAACGAGCUCCUCCUGCACCUACAUCUUACCGUCCCAUAAAGCUGACCGCCUCUUCCAAGGCAGCACUAUCAUCUUUGCCACCCAAAACGAUGACAUAGACCCGGUGCAACCUUUCGCAUCCUAUCUUACCUCCCGCAAUCAGCUUUUCCCGUAUCACCCCGCGCUCUUUAUAGCCUCCGACGGCACCGUACCUACGCGCUCCUGGUUUAUCUCCCGCCUACGCACCUACCUUCAUGACAAUGUCACCGGACAUUCCCUUCGCGCAGGUGGUGCCACUUUCUUCGCAGCAGCAGGCUGGCCAGACAACAGGAUUCAAGCUCUAGGCUGCUGGUCCUCAGAGGCCUUCAAGAUAUACAUUCGUAAGAAUCCUGUUGUCUUACAAGCUCUCCUGCAUGGCCGAAUUCUCUCCUCUCACACUCCCACAUUCGCUCGUGUAUGA
Molecule: messenger RNA, 795 nt
Organism: Sparassis crispa
Lineage: Eukaryota; Fungi; Basidiomycota; Agaricomycetes; Polyporales; Sparassidaceae
Exons: 1
Coding region: 1-795 (264 amino acids)
Biological process (GO): DNA integration; DNA recombination
Molecular function (GO): DNA binding
Source: RefSeq, a predicted model, not a curated record